AUGGAUGAUUAUGAACGCUAUUUUGUUACUCAUUGUCGCGCUUGCAAAAAGGCUAUUAAUGCUGUGAAUGAAUUUGGCAAAAUUGUAAGAAUCGUUGUUGAGGAUCGGGAGUAUCAUAUUCAAUGUUAUUGUUGUGAGGGUUGUGGAAUGCAAUUAAGCAAUGAACCCCAAAACAAAUGUUAUCCCAUUGGAGAACAUUUACUUUGCCGGAGAUGCCACACUUUAUGGAGACGAAUGGGUGCCUUGGAAACUGAUGCAGCCGUUUCAGACUUGUAGAAAAUAAUGGAAGAUUUAAAGAAAAUAUAUUCAGUAAGAGGUUGCACGUAUUAUACUCCAAAAAAUUUUGAGCAACCUCACUAAAUGC
Molecule: messenger RNA, 364 nt
Organism: Meloidogyne enterolobii
Lineage: Eukaryota; Metazoa; Nematoda; Chromadorea; Rhabditida; Meloidogynidae
Source: the annotation of a GenBank genome assembly